AUUAGGUUUGACACAUAAGGCUCGACUAUAGCUAAUAAAUAUCAACAUUUAACGGUACUUAAUUUGGUCGCCGAUCGGGAGAGGUGGCCGUGGGGCAUGCAGUUGUGAGCGCCCUUGAAUUACAAAAAAUACCAAUACAAGUUAAAAACGUACGUUUGGCUUACAUAAUUAUCUAAUUAUUUAAAAUCUGCAAGAAUUUGAAAUAUUUAUUAAAAGUGCCAAAAUUCGUGUUGCGGUCUUAAAAAAUGGCUCCAAAACCAAAACACCAGAAGACUUCAAAAGGAAAGGAACACAGCAAGUCAAAAGAUGAAAAUGAAGUUCCCAUUAAGCUUGAUCACUGUGCUUUGAACUUUCCAGAAGUGCUGGCCAUAGACCAUGAGUUCUCACUCCCAAAAUACACAGCUGUGGUGUCGCGUCCCGACGGCUCCAUUUCGAUGGAGGACGUGGAUCGGAUUCAGCUCGAGCUGGAGGCCCUGCUCUCUGCGGCCACCAUCAGACGCAAGACUCUCAGCGCCGAAAUAAAACUCAUCAACAGCCUCGACAAGAGACGCAGCAGGCCCAUCACCACGGUGGCGCCCAGCUCUCCUGGGAAGCUCAGUAGGAGCGUGGACCGGCCCGCGAAGAAGUUCAAGGACUCGCUGGGCCGCGCCAAGGACGCCACACCGCUGAAACCGACCAAAAUCCGCAUCUCAUCCGGGCCGAGUCAUCCUCCGGAACACAGUGCAGACAUCCUGCCGCAAAUCAAGGCCGACCCGUGCCUGCCCUCGCCGCCCGUCAAGAAUGACGUGCCCAACAAGUUCUGGGCGGCGAUGGAGCAGUACUGCGGACCCAUCACUGCCAAAGACGUGGAGAUGCUGGAGCGUCUCAGUGCCGAGGAGGAGGACAUGGAGGAAUACCUCAGCGCUCCUCCGCUGGGCAAACACUACACCCUGCGCUGGGCAGAGGAGGACGGCACGGCCGACGGCGAGUCGGGAGACGACACCGACUCGCAGAGCGGAGCGAAGGCGAAGGGAAAAGGUGAUGACGAGGCGGCCGGACUGGGCGCCCUCACCCAGCGCCUGGUCUCCGGUCUCGUAGAGGAGAACUCCAACGCUGAGGAUGCCACCGAGACUGAAGGCAAAGAGACGGAUUCGGUGGUGGCGCGGCCGGGCCUAUCGUCCUCCGUGCAGCUCAGCACUCCCGGUCAGCUGGAGCGACGGCUACGUAAGGAGCUACAGAACCAGGGCUUGGUGGAUGACUCCGACGGGCCCAGCGCCGUCGCUGAUGAUCAGGUGCUGGCUGAACUGGAGCGGUGUCAGGCGCGCCUGCGAACCCUCUCAGCCCAUAACGCCAGUCAGCUGGAGCGGCUGCUGCGACUGGCGAAAGCGGAACUUCAGCGACAGGAGCUGCGGGAGAAGCUGGCGGCCACUGAUGCACAGGUGCAGGAGGCGUACCAAGCAGUGGCGGCCGCUCGACAGCGCAAGAAGUCACCCUCAAAGAAGGAGCGGGAGGCGGCCUGGAAGGCGCUCAAAGAGCGAGACGCCAUCAUAAAAAUGAUGGACGCGCUGUAAACGUGCAGCUAGGGCGUUUCUACUCAUCACGGGACCCGCAUAAAUCCGGCCAGGUCCGAAUCUGUGCGGGUGGAAAGGCUAGCCACUGGCGGCAGCAGUCUCCAGCCGCCACGCAGACAAUGUGAAGUACUCUAACCAAGGUUGUACGAUAGGUUAUUGUUAGGCGUCCAUAGCGCAGAGCGCGGCAUGACGGUCUGGCGCAAAUCAAGACAAAACUGAUUGACCAAGACUACACGUUCUUCUAUACCGGACAGUAUUUUUGUACCGUUUUUUUAUGUUGCUCUGGCGAACCGGUUCAGCAUCUGUGGCGGUCUGUAAAUAUCCUCACAUAUUUCUCUUCUUUACAUGAGUAUCUUUUAUUUAAAAACAUGUUAAGAAGAUAUAGGCAUCUCGAGUUUGCAGAGUGACCCGGCCGCCUGUUUCUGCAGUAGGAAGGCCUCACGUGUGUCUCGCAUGGUCAACACCGCUCAGAUUUCUGAAACGGUUCUGAAUAACGACUGCUGCUUGCUUUUGACGCUGGGACUCCUCUCGGCGGUCAAAAGGCCAAAAGGGCCGAUCUAUGGCCAGAAGAGCACGGUACUUGGCUUGGAUGACGGUGGCAGCUUGUCUCUGCCACAAUAAUGCCUCUCUGGUCUUCCUCGCCACACACAGAGAGCGAUACCAUGUCUGGAGCGUCGCCAUCGCUCGCUUCUUUGACUUGACAUGCAAGCUUUGUUCUUUCAUAGCCACCACGGCACGGAACCUCGCCUUUGGAACACGAGUCGCCUGACGUUAAUCUAGCAACGUCGCCCGCUGUUUCGUCAUCACUAACAAUCAGCGGUACCAUAUCAGAACCCUUACAGUUUUGAUCUCAUUACUUCGCUAAACGGUUGACUCGCCUAAUGUUUAGGUUGAUGGAAGCUGGUGUACAAGUGUAAAUGGAAAACUGCUCGCGGUGGAAAGCUGUGUGCAAUUCGAAUUUCCUCUUCCAUGUCCAGUGUUCAUACUUUGGGAGUAAGUUUUGCUGGUUGUAUUCAUGGUUCUGUCCGAACGUUUGUAUUCGGUUCUUUGUUUGCAUAGCUCGUCGUUUUUUAGUUAUUUGUACGAAUAUGUAAUUUCUGAAUACAUUGUAUGGAAAUGUA
Messenger RNA from Amphibalanus amphitrite, 2671 nucleotides. RefSeq names its product transcriptional adapter 3-B-like. NCBI's taxonomy places the organism in Eukaryota, Metazoa, Arthropoda, Thecostraca, Balanomorpha, Balanidae. The transcript has 10 exons. The record is from RefSeq and is a predicted model, not a curated record. Gene Ontology annotation, molecular function: transcription coactivator activity. Gene Ontology annotation, cellular component: SAGA complex. Gene Ontology annotation, biological process: regulation of transcription by RNA polymerase II. The coding region runs from base 246 to 1550 and encodes 434 amino acids.